CAAAAAUAACAUGUGGGUUUUAAAAAAAAUAAUGCAGAAUGGCAACAGAGAGGUAAAUUGUUCCUUAAAAUGGGAUGGAUUGGUUAUUUUAAUAAAUUUGGUUGCACUAUAAUGAUCAACACGAUUCCUUGGAUGUGAACCCAUUAAAGAUAAACAUGAUCAUAAUGCAGAUCUGGGUGUUUUGAGAGUUUUAUUUUGAAAGUCACACUAGUGGCGUUACAAAGGUUCGCUGCCCCCUAGCAGUCACACCAAGUAACUACAACGUGCAACAUUUCGAAUGCCAAUUAACGUGCAACAGUAAAGUAAAAUUAGUAACAACUACAUUUAUGUAGAAAUGGGUUCAUUGCCACGAGGUCACAUCCUGAUCAAAUAGCACCUGAAUGGAUAGUUAAUGAACUAAGUUAGCUUUGUAAACCCCAAAUGAAUGUAGGAGAACAUAUUAGAAACACCUGUGGAAAGUGACGAAUGUCCCCUCAAACCCUAACAAUGCAUCUCGUGACAGUCACUUAUUUGCCAGUUUAACUAACUUGACUGACGUUAAACUGCGAUAUACGAAGCGUUUCCCCCUCUGGGACAAGCAACCUGGGACCAGUGCCACCACCACCACCAACGCCCCCUCCCACCAGAAUGGAUGGUAUGGACCCGCCUGAAACAAUCCGACCGCCUUUCUAACUAAAUCCUGACUGGGAGAUCAAACAGUGGGUCUUUGAGUCCGGUCCUGACACUGAUAUCCAUUCAUCGAUAUGCAUCAGUUUGCUGUUUCCUCGGGAUGUCUUGGCCUGCUCUGUACGCUCAGUUGGUCGGGGCGAACCGCCACUCCACCAGCUUGGGUAAAAUCUGGCUCUCGGUGCUGUUCAUUUUCCGGGUCAUGGUGCUGGUUGUCGCGGCUGAGAGCGUCUGGGGCGACGAGCAGUCUGACUUCACCUGUAAUACACUACAGCCUGGCUGUGAAAACGUCUGCUACGACCAGUUCUUCCCUGUCUCCCACAUCCGUCUAUGGUGUCUUCAGCUUGUCUUUGUGUCCACGCCAACACUCCUGGUUGCGAUGUAUGUGGCCUAUCGGAACCACAGUGACAAGAAGAGGCUCCUACAGGGUUCAGGUAGAGCUGGUUUCCUCAGCAGCAAAGGCCAGGAGGAAGACCUGGAGACUCUGAAGAGAAGGAGACUCCCAAUAGCUGGCGCCCUCUGGUGGACGUACGCCUGCAGCCUGGUGUGCAGGUUACUGUUUGAAGGAGGCUUCAUGUAUGCCCUGUAUGUGGUAUACGACGGGUUCCAGAUGCCACGUUUGGUGCAGUGUGACCAGUGGCCGUGUCCAAACCUGGUGGACUGCUUCAUCUCUCGCCCCACCGAGAAAACCAUCUUCACCGUCUUCAUGGCCACCGCCUCCUCUAUCUGCAUGGUCCUUAACAUGGCGGAACUUGCAUAUCUUGUUGCCAAGGCUGUCACUAGCAGUCUCCGUAGUAAUGAGGAGAGGAAGAAAUGCAAAAAAUCCAGUCGAGAGAGGACUCACAACAAGACUACCCACGUGUCACUUGUCUCGACCUGAGGAAGCAGGAACAAGAUGGACUAAA
Molecule: messenger RNA, 1571 nt
Organism: Pungitius pungitius (ninespine stickleback)
Lineage: Eukaryota; Metazoa; Chordata; Actinopteri; Perciformes; Gasterosteidae
Product: gap junction beta-6 protein-like
Exons: 7
Coding region: 770-1546 (258 amino acids)
Biological process (GO): gap junction-mediated intercellular transport; cell-cell signaling
Cellular component (GO): connexin complex
Molecular function (GO): gap junction channel activity
Source: RefSeq, a predicted model, not a curated record